Exophiala mesophila is the source of this 1257-nucleotide messenger RNA. RefSeq lists its product as uncharacterized. The coding region runs from base 299 to 853 and encodes 184 amino acids. The record is from RefSeq and is a predicted model, not a curated record. The transcript is spliced from 2 exons. NCBI's taxonomy places the organism in Eukaryota, Fungi, Ascomycota, Eurotiomycetes, Chaetothyriales, Herpotrichiellaceae.
CAGGCGGCCAAACUCCCAGUCGUUCCAGUCAUUCCAGUCAUUCCAGCGGCCAACUGUGGCCAAUUGCGGCCAACUGCGAUAAGGUUCACCGUUAGACCUAAACCGCAUCUGGUGUGACUUGUCUUUGUCUCUUAUAUUACCUUUCUAGACGUAUCUUUUUACAACAGCAACGCAGGCUGCAGGAAUCUUCCGCCAAAUUUGGCGGAAGGUACCACCGCUUUUGGAGGUACUCCCAUCUUCCCUCGCCAACACAGUUUCUAUUUUGUCAACAAAAACAAACACCACCGCCACCGCGACGAUGGCUGACGGAAACCCUCUCGGUCCUCAGCCAGAUUUCAAUAUCAUUAGUGAUGAGCUCAAGAAAGCACAAAAUCUACCCGCAAUUGCCAACGGUCAACUAAUUCUGGAGGAGCUCCGCGCUAUUCGUCGAGAAAUCGCAAUCGUUCGUCAAGACGUCGCGUACGUUCGUCAAGACGUCGUGAACGUUCGUCAAGACGUCGUGAACGUUCGUCAAGACGUCGUGAACGUUCGUCAAGACAUCACUCAUCUUGAUCAGAAGUUUACUCGACUCAUCAAUGUAUCCAAUCAUAAUAACACAGCUCAAGUUCAGAAUACCUAUCUUACCAGCCAAUCGGAACCUCUUUCCCUCUUCCUCGACCCCUCUACCGGUGCCGCUAUUCCAGAAUUCCCUACUACUUCUAUGGCACUUGAGCAAAUGACCGGACGUCAAAUGAAUACUGUCUUACAACAACUGGGUCUUCAUCCUGCUGAUGGUGCAAGUGUGGCAGCAAAGAAGAAAAUGCUACGCUGUCACAUCGGCUUAAGGGAGGUCGCUGCCCAACGACCUCCAUGAAGAACACAACUCUAGUAACGAGCAGGAGAUGCUUGGGAUGAUAAGUCGCAGGAACAAAUGCAUAAGGGGCACAAAUAAAAACUGUAUUGAUAGAUUCCAAGUAAUGAGUCGGACACCUUGGUAAGAUGGUCAUGCGCCCCAGAAAGAAUAAUAAUAGGCUUAUGACCGCUUCUCUUUCCAAACGAUGUGAUUUGCCGCCACACAGUCUUGUUACCAAUUCUGCUUGUCAAUACCUAACCUUUGUCUGCCCAGUGAGAUGGGGUGGUGUGGUGGUUCAUAUCAGACUCCAUCUGUGGUCAAUCCCACCUCUUGUGACUGGACCAUUGCAUCGAAGCAAGAUAUGUCUCACCGUACAGCUUCAGGACGCAUCCUCAUCUUUACUCCUCCGUAACCGCCCGCCACAA